CAGAAUUGAGAGACGGAAGAGGUCGUUCACUGGCUGCAGAUUGUACUUCAAAAAGCAGAAUGAUGCAUCUCCCUUCCGUACUUCUCGUUUUUGUGUUAUACACAUUUAAAGAAACAUGUGAGGCUACCGUUACCGAGUAUUCUGAGCUGGGAAGAGUGAUAGAUCUUCGAAAGGUCAACUUACUGGCCAACUUCAAUGAGCAAGAGAACAGGAUCUUUGAGGAGCUCCCCCCGAAAUGUUUCAUAAAGAAACCUUUGAAAUCUUCAAGCAGCUACCUCGAUUAUUAUGCAAGUACCAAGCAAUUUUAUAAAUCACUUGCCACCCAGUCAAGCUUGAGCGCCUCUUUACAGUCCUCCUACUCGUUGGGUUUUACGGUAUCAGUAGCAACAGACAUCCAAACUUCAGAGAGUACUGAAGUAAGUGGCAUGUCUUUAGACAAGCAGGCGCCAACGGAAAAGAUCCACGUCGAUAAAGAAUGUCUAGUAAAUGCUGACAUCUCCACCUUAAAAGGAACAUUUCUAAAAGACUUCGAGGACUUGCCCGUAAACAUCAAAAAUCCCUGGAAACAAAACUCAUGGAGAGAGUAUAGUAAUUUUCUUAAAAAAUACGGCUCUCAUGCCAUAACGUCGGUGGUGCGCGGAUCAAGAUUUCAGCAGAUGGUAUUCGCAGAGAGCUCUAAAGCUUACACUGAAAGAGAUUUCCAAGUAAAAGCUUGCCUUUCGGCAGCAGGACCUACCCAGGUUGGAGAGGUUGGCAUUUCUGCAUGUUCAAACAUAAGCCAAAGUGAGAUAUCCAAAGUGAGCACGAUGAGCAUAAGCAAGAAACGCUUUGUCAAAGGUGGAAAAAGGGAAACAAACAGCGAGCUGGCAAACGGAGCGACGUCGGCUGAAUUGCUUGGCCAACUCAUGAAUGAAGCAGACGAAUUUCCCGCGUCUGUUCAGCACACCUUUAUGGCGAUCUGGACCAUCCUAGUAAGCCGAUUUAAACAGGGAUCUCCUAACAAUAUCCGAGCUACAAACCUUGAGUACUACUAUCUUGGUUUCUUGAAUUAUGGUUGUCCCUUCAUAAGUAACGAUGGACUUGCCAUACAAAAAUUUGACCAUACCAGAGGCUCCAGUGAGAAGUAUCCAGAAUUCGAGUGUACCCUGGCAAAAGAGGGCUGCCACAAAAGCGAUGACUGCCAUUACAGACCCAUUUGGUGCUCCUGUCGUGGUCCAACAUGUGUCCGUUACAAGAGAGUGAAAGAGGGUGCAGGUGACUCUAAGUUAACUGCAUAUCCAAACACAUAUGAAGAUUGGGGAUGGCAUGGUUGCGAUUGGAAAGUUGCAGGAUCUUAUUGCGACUGCUAUAAUGACAAUCGGGAUCAGCGGAAAACUGUGUGGGCCCUGCCAAACAGAGAUGCCGCUACACAUAAAGCAUCGACCAAAACCGCUGCAAAAAAGGCAGAAGAUUAAUGUCUCCAAAGCACACUGCCGGAAAAUAGAAAUGAAAGACGAAAGAAACUUUAAAUUUUGACCCACUUACGUAAUUAUUGAAAUUUGGCACGCUUAAACUAUGCAUUAGUCUCAUUUUGUCUGAAUAAAGGAUGUAAUGUGUACGUCACCACAUUUGAUAGCACCCACACCCUGUUAGUGUAGAGAUUGUAUUGAAAAGCUAUUUUCCUGAGAAUGAGAGAGAAAGACAGAAAUAACUACUCUUAAAAUGUAGUAUCGAUUAAGGUUGAUCUAAAGGGCAUUGACUGAAAUCUCAUCCAGGUUUGCGUAAUUGAAUGUUUCACAAAAGAGGCCAUAAAAGCAAAAUAAGUAAAAAAUUGAACAAUCGCUAAAAUGAUUUGUCGUCUCCUCUGAUACGCUCGAGCCUAAGCAAGAUCCAGAUAGAUUUUCCCUCCUUUAUUAAGAUCCUUUCAACCUGGAAAAUGGCUGAAAGCCAUUUCCGAGUUGAUAUUCCGACCCCUUAAACGUAGAGGGCAAAAUUACUAAAUGCUGAUCGGCUCAGACAAAGGGUAUUUAUUGCUAUCGGACAUUAUUUCAAGAGUAUUUCAACACUGACUAAUACAAAAUUACAAGAGUUGUGAGAGAUUUGUAAGUGUCAACGGAGAGUUUCCCCUUUUUUUACGUCAUAACCCGCUAACUCGUUACCAAUCUAUAGGACACCUUUAAGACAAAAUGAAAGCACUUAAGAGAGUGUCUCUGUAAGAGCGGUCCGAUCGAUUUUGCUUGAGACACGAGUAUCCCUGUAGUACAGCAAAUGGAACAGGGAUUUCAUCACAAUCAAUUUCCAAAAAUGUAGCUUUUUCCAGGGGGUCUUUCAUGUGCUCGAACGUUAUAUUGGCUUUGAGCCUAGAGAUUUA
Molecule: messenger RNA, 2350 nt
Organism: Pocillopora verrucosa
Lineage: Eukaryota; Metazoa; Cnidaria; Anthozoa; Scleractinia; Pocilloporidae
Product: DELTA-thalatoxin-Avl2a-like
Source: RefSeq, a predicted model, not a curated record